AAAAAAACAAAAAAACAUAGAAAUUGUUACCAUUUGUGAUUUGUGAGUUUCCUACGUAGUGUUCUCAUUCGUUGUUGGUCGUGCUCGUCCUCUUUCUGUCGCCAUUCUCGGCGAUCCGAAGCGCAAAACAACCGCAAUCCCUUCGAAUUUCGUGUCUCGAUCCCUAACCUCAAGCUGGAAGAGAUGAAUUGGAUACAGCGCAAGAUCUACCUUUACAAUGUGACUUUUGGGCUGUAUAUGUUGGACUGGUGGGAGCGUUGUACCUUCAAUAUUGUGGUGAUUGUAUUAAUGUGUUUCGUUCUACGAUAUGUUACUCAGUUCUUCAAGAGGUAUGUUUGGUAAGAAGCAAAACCAUUGUCACGGGAAGAAGCAAAUGUAGAUUGUUACUUGGGGGUUAAUAUUACUUGCAGCCGGUGUAUUUGGUAUAGAUGACUAGGGAAUAUCUUGAUAUAGCCUGACUUGGAAUUUCUUUAAGCUACCCAGAAAUUGCCCUUUUGAUGCCAAAUAUACACCGUCAUGAAUCUUAUUUAAACAUCUUAUAAGCUUGUAUAGGAUGCCAAUUAGCAUUCUUUACAUUGUAAUAAUUGUUGGGAAUGUUCAAUACUAAGCGUUUUUUGACAUUUGAAUA
This is a messenger RNA of Glycine soja, 628 nucleotides long. RefSeq lists its product as uncharacterized. The transcript is spliced from 4 exons. The record is from RefSeq and is a predicted model, not a curated record. Lineage: Eukaryota; Viridiplantae; Streptophyta; Magnoliopsida; Fabales; Fabaceae. The coding region runs from base 184 to 342 and encodes 52 amino acids.